GAAGCGAAAGUUUCUGGUGACCCGCAGAUAAUUGCGUUUCCCGGCUCGGAAAAGGAAUAAAAAAUUUAUGAGUGGGCUCGUGGUCGUGUUUAACUUAUAAACAGGACAUGUUACAGUGAAAUACGGGUCUGUCAAUACCCACGUGGGGGACAGGUGGACGGAGGGUUUACGUUUGUUUGUUUCGGUCAGUUUAAAUCACCAAUGUUUAUUUAAAGUCUAUUAGUGGCUGGACAUGCAGCAACACACAUCAAGCAUGCGGUUGACGCUGGGUGAAGUUUUUUUUUUCUUACGUGUGGCGUCUUUGUGGUAAUAACAUAUAUUGACAGAGAAUCCGAGUUCAUUUGUCGGUAGUUAUUAGACAUCUUGCGUCCCGAGGUCUCGUGCCAAGAAAAAAGUCGUAGCCACUCGGCGUAACGUAACAUUCGAUAAUUAAUAUUUAAUUUGGAAAUCAUAUAUGGAUUUUGGAAACUCGGACGAGCGAUGAACUUGAAAAGUUCGAGAUUUGGGCUUUACAAAGGCAGAAGAAGUGUUUCAGAUAAGAUACUUGAAGUUGUAAUAAUAAUCCCUUGUCCCCUUGUUGGUUAUAGGAAUUGCUAUAUUAGGUGUACUAGGAAAAAAUGAUUUUCUCGUUUUAAGGACGCACCUGAGACAUUCGAAACUCUUUCAAAUAUUCAAGCACGCUCUUGAAAAAUACGAUGACAAACGUAAGUAGCCAGUUGCGCUUAACCUGAACCCGAUGAUGGACGUAAAUGGAAACCAGUCAGACGUUUCGGCAACUGGCCGCAAUGCAGAAGCGGCAACGAACUUAACUAACUGGCAAAAUGGCACAGAAUCCGAAAUAGAAGGUUUGUCAUCAUGCGGGGUGUUGUUUAUAAUAUCUGUUAACGCGUCUUUCAUCGCAGAUAUCCCCGGGGAAUGGAUGGUCCUGCUCGGUUUGGUGGUGGGCGUCUUUAUAGUAGUGUUGGGGUUUUUCGGGAAUGGCGUAACAAUCGCAGCUUAUCACAGAAACAGAAAACUACAAACUUCGUUUAAUCAUCUCAUUACAAAUCUAUGCGCAGUGGAUCUCACAUUCUCAGUCGUGGCCCUCCCGCUGAUUUUGCCUCUGAUUUCGGCCCACAGGGAUAUAUACCCACGGGAGGUUUGCACUUUUGUGGCGUUCGUUUACUACAGCUUAAUGUCGUCAUCAGUAAUCAACCUGGUGUGCAUUGCCAUCAACCGAUAUAUUGGUAUAGUUCAUUCGUCCAGAUACAGAGUCCUAUUUGCUAAAGACAUGAUUAAAUGGUGGCUGCUUGGGAUCUGGCUUUCAGCGCCGGCGUUGUAUCUUCCCUUCGUAUUAACCGAUACGUUCGUCUGGAGGUCUUCCAGCUACAGAUGCGCGUUAUCAACAAGCCACUUCGGCUCCAAAGUGCUCAAACUUUAUCAAAUAGUCAUCAACGUUGUUCUACAGUUCGUGCCCACAGUUGCCCUUAUUGGACUUUACAGGGCGAUUUUAUGUAAGGUGAAGAAAUGCCGAAGAACAGUGGAAAAGUACCCGGCACCAGUAUCUGCAUCGCCCUCUUGCGUGGAAAAAGACGAAAAUACCCGAGCCGCUAUGCGUCGUCGUGGCAGUAUGACACACGCCCCCGUUUAUGGCAGUCACAACCAAAUCUGCAGUAGUCCAGUGGAACAAAAUAACGCAGUUUGCAUGAACUACCUGCAAGUGCCUUUGAGUCAACAAGGUUCGCUAAGUGGUCGACGGAACAGUCUAAACUUUGAUCGAGGUGGACGGCGUUUGUCAUCGCCCUCCUCAAAGGUCCCCAUUGUCACCCAGUCGUCUCCCGAUCUUUUAUCAGAUGACGAAAGCAAGCACAGCAUGGGUAGCAUACGAAGCGAAACGGAAACUAUUCGACGUAAAAGCUGGGGAGACGAACCACACUCGGGUCAGGACGAAAACUUCAGUUACUCUAGCGAAGCAAGAAGAUUAUCAUUUCGGUCCUCCAGAGGAAUUACCAUUUUAUCCACGAUUGAAUCGGAACCAAACUCCAAGUCAGAACCAACCGAUGACGUCACACUUGAAAUCGCUCGUGACGUCAUGAAACGAAAGACUUCCCGGCAAGGAUCGUCGGAGAAAGACGGAUCAAAAACAUCGGAGUCAUCAAAUAAAGAAGUGGCACAUGAGAAUAUGAACGAGAUGGAUGAAAACACGAAGCUGAAUCUUUCCCAACUCAUUCCGAAGCUAAAGUUGGCUUGUUCAAAUAAUCAGGUCCGGAGGCAGCCAUCCAUAAUACAAGAGUCCCCGGAAGAGGAGGAGAGGGAAGAGCAAGAAGAAAAAGCGGAGAAGAGGAGACUCGUAAGGCAAGUUUCAGUAAUAAAAAAGGAAUGUAACGACUCCGAGUGCAACGUUAGUACCUCAAAGGAUGUGAGAUGUAUUGAAACAACACUUGAGGUGCCUGAAGAGGACGAACUAGUCAAACCUGAUAUUUUAUCACUGGAAACAAACAAUGAUAAUAAUCUGGAAGCAACUGAAGGCAAAAUACUUGAAGAAGAGAGAAAAAAAGAUGAAGCAGGUGCGAAAUGUGAAACAUGCACCCUAAAGAGUGGUGUCGCCAUUGGAAACAACGUUACAUCACCACAAAAACGGGCCACCAAUAUCAAAAGAAUUGUAAUACCCGUCUCUAAACGAAAAGCCACUCGGACGGUAAGCAAUGUAGAAAGGAAUAAGACCAGCAGGGUAGAGUUCCAGAAACGAAGGGCGAAAUCUGAUACUUGGUUGAAUCCAAGACAGUCGUGGAAGAGGUAUUGCUCUCAGCAUAAAGUUAAACAAGACAUUGAGAUUGUUAUUGAACAUGUAACAACUGAUGAUGCAAACCCACAGUACUGUUCGGAACCUAAUGCAAAUAAUAAUACCGCAUCACCAAAGAAAAUAGAAGAAACUAACGUUUCGGAUGCGGUAAAGAAACAAGAUUGCUGCAAAUGUUUUCUGAAUAAAAUACUUCGAAACAGUAAGAGAAGGAAAAGUAAAGAUGCCGACGAACAGUUUGUGGAACCAAAUAUAUCACCAAAGAAUGUUAAAGAAACAGACAACUUUCCAGUCACGCCUGAACCUAUGAAACGAGACAGUAGCAACACACAAAGAGUAGAUACGACUGAUUUCUUAAAGGUAGAAAGCCCAACGUCGCCCACUGGCGGCUACAAGUCCGGUUUUCCGCGACUUGCUGAAAGUAAAGUCGUGCCUGAAACAAGUGAGGUGUUUACUGAAGAUCGUUUCUCAUCUGUGCAUAGCCGGCUGUACAGGUAUUCAUAUGCAGCAGAAGAGUCUUGUUUGUCAAGGCAGGGUUCGUUUUCAAGCUGCGUACAAGGCCACACUACAAGAAGAAUGGGAUUGGAAAGAGUUGCUUCAAGGGAACUGAUGAACGGGUCGAAUGGGAAAGAUAGCGGAAAGGGUCGAAGUCUUCAACGUAAUAGAACCCUGUAUUUUAGUCGAAAGAAAUCGCUGCUUUCGUCCAUUCACAGCAACUGCUCAAACGAAAGUCGACGUCGGCGCAGACGGAGAGAUGCAGAGCGCCAUCUAGCGUACAGCGGUCUCGUCAUUUGCUUAGGGUUCGCUGUAUGUGUUCUCCCAACUUCCAUAAUCGGUGUCAUUCAGUCAAGCUUCGGCAUUCGAGUCUCAGCCACAAUUAAGUUCGGUGUUGCAGUUCUAUCUUGGAUACAUUGUAUUUUGAACCCGUUGUUGUACGGGUUCCUGAACCCGCAGUACCGGGUCGAGUUCCGGCGGAUGUUCCGUGACGUCACAUGUAGAGGGAGGAAACGUCACGUGGCAAGAUCUUUAAUCUCGGUAAACAAAUCCAGUAAAUCUUGGCACCCUGCUUCGUGGUGGGAGCGUCGUAGCAGCAGACAAAGUGACAUUUUAUAACAAAUAUUCGCUGCUUAAAGUUUUCGUUUCUUUUUGAUUUUUUAAUUAGGGUGUAAACUUUGUCAUCGUUCCUGCUUAUGUUGACAUUCCUUAUCGUUGAGAUUUGCGCCAAACUAUUUACUGUCAGUGUUUGUUUAACUAUUUUAUUGUUUAUUUAUUAUGUACCUAUUUAUUAAACUUACAGUAAUGAAAAGGUCAAUUUUAUUGUUAGACUCUUCGUGCUGGUUCUCUAUAAAUUCCCCUAAACUAGAAGAAAGUUUUCUAAAUAACGCGCGUUUUACCUUCUUCAAUUAAUAUCACAUAUCCAGUUCAAAAUAACUAUACAAGGUGGAAUACCAACAUACAAUUUAAUUAAUCGAACUACAAUAUAACAAUUUACUCACUGUUUUC
Messenger RNA from Ciona intestinalis (vase tunicate), 4282 nucleotides. RefSeq lists its product as uncharacterized. Gene Ontology annotation, biological process: G protein-coupled receptor signaling pathway. Lineage: Eukaryota; Metazoa; Chordata; Ascidiacea; Phlebobranchia; Cionidae. Gene Ontology annotation, cellular component: membrane. Gene Ontology annotation, molecular function: G protein-coupled receptor activity. The record is from RefSeq and is a predicted model, not a curated record.